AUGAGAUUACCAUGGGCCAAUCAUGGUGAUCAUUUGCAAAUCGAAGCGAAUCCAAUCAGUAGUCUCUCGACGGUUCCCGCUUCUCCCCAUUCGGUGCCGCACAGGUCGUCUCACCGUUUCGUAGAGACAGUUGGAGUGGUCGUUGCUGCUACUACAGUUCUUUUUCUCGUCUUCAGAUGGUCUUCUCUCCGAAGGCGAAGGGCCAUAUCUAAACAAUUUUCUGAAGACGGCUCGCCUCUGCCAAGGAGUGACGUUGAACCCUUCGAGUGGCAGACUGGCGAGUUUGCUACCGCAGAUGUUGAAUUCCGUAGUGCUUCGGGGGUGGACGAGGAAGGCGAUGUUGUUGAACUGCAGAUCCAAAUACUCACGCUAAGUGCAGACGAUGCUUCGACGCUGUCCCCAGCAGAGAAAAGGAUGGUGGCAAUGGCUUUGGAGAGCAUUCAGUUCGUCGGCGACGAGCUGGACGUGCUGCAUGCAAAAGCGACGGAAAUAGAUAUCAAGAUAUCCGGUGUGCAGGAUGAAAUUGAACAGGUCACGGAGGACUAUGGAGCUCGCCAGGAUUACCGGACUGAUGUCGUUGAGGCUCUGCAGAAAGAGGUUGAAAGGCUGGAGGAGCAGAGCGACAUAGCCUGGGAGAGGUAUGAAGAAAAAAGCCGACAGAGAGAUCAGAUGGGAUAUGCAGCAGUGCAGGAGCAGCGGUCUGCACGUCUUCUGUCGGACAGUGCGUCUAGAAGCAGCAGAGAUGGCACACCUCCCCUCACCCGUAGGGCAGCCGCAGCUGUUGCUGCCGCAGAGAGGGUGCUCCAGGUUGUGCGUCGUCAUUCGCCUUUCCCUGUAAAUCCUCGCCCUUCUUCCCUAUCGCAGCAAGCAGGCAUGGCAGAGAAGAAUGCGAGAGUACACACGAGGGCACUGGCGCAGAUAAUGCAGCAGUGGGACGGAGACCCUACUGCGCUGGUUGCAGCAGCCGAAGAAGCCUUGGUAGAGGCAAAUGCAGUCCUAGGACAGCUGGGUGCGGGCAGUAUGAACGAAGCCUCUAGCAGCUUGAAGGCCGCAAUAAGUAAGCUUGAAGAAUUUACUUCUGCGGCCAGAAAGAUAAAGCCAGUCAGUAAGUCCAUCAGAAGCGUGGCAACCAAGGAGACACCAGAAGCAGCCAAGGCAGUGGCUCGGGUUAAGGAGCAGAGCAUGUUGGCUCUGCGGGUAAGUCGAGACCUUGGCAAGAUGCAGAGGAGUAUGGACGGGACAGAAGAGCAUUUCCGCAAGAUGGAAGCUCUAUUUGGAGAUGCCAGCGGCCAUACUGGGAUCAAUGAACUUCUGGAAAGCGAUAUGCGACAAUGUCGGUGUGCGUUGAACGACGCGAAAACCCUGUACAAAAGUAUGAUGGCAUUCACUGCCUUCAGGCCAGUGGCCCCAUUCCUCGCGAACAAUUGCGUUGGGCUGAGGCUCGCCAUGGAUGCUGCACAGACACAACUCGUGCAGGCAGCAGACACUCUAGCUUCAGCGUGGGAAGCGGAGCUGAAGGAAGCAAUUGAGUCCUUCAAAUUACAUGCAGAUGAUGAUGCUGCAGAGCACCUCAGCUCGCGGGCAGAUGAGGGGGAUGAAGCCUUGGCCCGUAUUUAUCGCCUUGCAGAUCCUUCACCUCAAUUUGAAGAGCUUGAAACGGCGCUAGAGCGAGCGAAGCACCUCGUUGCCGAGUUCGAGCAGCAGCACCAGCAAAAACAGAAGCAGGCGGGGCGAGAAAAGCAAGAGGACACAACGGGUGUAGGGGUUGUUUCGCGAUUCAGACAAUGGCUGAGAGGAGAGAGAUCGGGACAGAAGUAG
Eimeria mitis is the source of this 1818-nucleotide messenger RNA. RefSeq lists its product as uncharacterized. The record is from RefSeq and is a predicted model, not a curated record. Bases 1 to 1818 code for a protein of 605 amino acids. The transcript is spliced from 2 exons. Lineage: Eukaryota; Apicomplexa; Conoidasida; Eucoccidiorida; Eimeriidae.